Messenger RNA from Rubroshorea leprosula, 1217 nucleotides. Lineage: Eukaryota; Viridiplantae; Streptophyta; Magnoliopsida; Malvales; Dipterocarpaceae. The record is from the annotation of a GenBank genome assembly.
AUGGUUUGGAAGGUGUGUCCAUGGGUUUUACAUAGAAACUGGGAAAGUUAAAUUGGAUGUAUAUGUUUGUAGUGCUCUUGUUGAUAUGUACUCAAAAAGUGGAUGCUGUGAUGAUGCCCGGAAAGGAUUUGAUGAAAUGCCAAGCAAAAACGUGGUUUCUUGGAGUGCAUUGAUUGCUGGCUAUGUACAAUGUAAUAGAUCUAAGGAUGCACUCUUUGUCUUUCAGGAUAUGCUUGUAGAAAAUGUCAAGCCUAAUCAAAUGACGCUGUCUAGUAUUCUUACUGCUUGUGCACACCUCGGUGCUUUGGACCAAGGAAAGUGGAUCCAUGCAUAUAUGGUUGGGAAUAAAUUAGAAAUGAACUCUGCUGUUGGGACGGCUUUGAUAAAUAUGUAUGCAAAAUGUGGAUGUCUAGAUGAGGCCUCUUUGGUUUUUGAGACUAUGCCUAGAAAGCAUGUCUACGCAUGGACUGCUAUGAUUAAUGGAUUUGCAGUGCAUGGGGAUGCACAGAGGGCCUUAAAUAUGUUCACACAGAUGUUGAGUACUGGGGUACAACCAACUGGUGUUACAUUCAUUAGUGUUCUUACUGCAUGUUCUCACGGAGGUCUUGUUGAUGAGGGGCGUAAAUUGUUUGAAAUGAUGAAGCAGAGUUAUCAUAUAGAGCCUAAUGUAGAUCAUUAUGGUUGCAUGGUUGACCUUCUAGGCCGAGCAGGGUACUUAGAAGAAGCAAGGAAGUUGAUUGAAGAGAUGCCAAUGGAGCCUACUCCUAGUGUCUGGGGAGCUUUGUUUGGUGCCUGUAUGAUUCACAAGGCAUAUGACCUGGGGGAAUACGUAGGACAACAUUUGAUCCAGUUGCAGCCACACCAUAGUGGUCGAUAUGCUCUUCUGACAAACUUGUAUUCUACAUGUCAAAAAUGGAAAGCAGCUGCUUCUACAAGGAAGCUUAUGAAAGAGAAAGGGGUUGAAAAGACAUCAGGAUAUAGCUGGACAGAAAUCGGGGGUGUACUUCACGAGUUCAUUGCUUUUGACAAAUCUCAUCUUGAAUCUAACAAUUUGUACGAGAUGUUGGAUGGUCUCACUCUUCAAUUAAAACUCUCUGGUCAUGUUCCAGAUAUAUGCUAGCUUGCUGACAUAUGAUGUGAACAUGGGUUGAGGUUGUUGAUCAAACUAGUGUGCUUGCAUUUUUAUGGUCACUCCUUAUUAAACUGCUCGCAUACAA